UUCAGAUCAAUGCCUCCCUAAUUAUUUUUAUUAAUUUUAUUUAAGAAGCUAAUUUAUUUUUAAGCUGGAAAAUUAAAUUUAAGGUGUCAAAGUAAUGGAAAUACCUGUUAUUUUUGUAAUUAUUCCGGUGGGAUUAAUUUUCCUUCUUUCAGGCCUCAUUAUUAAUCUCAUUCAGGCUAUUCUUUAUGUCUUAGUUCGACCCCUGUCAAAAGAUAUGUAUCGGAAAUUUAACAAAGUAGUAACAGAACUAUUAUGGUUGGAGACUGUUUGGCUCUUUGAUUGGUGGGCUGGCGUGAAGGUGGAGCUGCACACUGAUUCUGAGACAUUUCCUCUUUCAGGUAAAGAACAUGCUCUUCUUAUCUCCAACCACAGAAGUGACAUUGAUUGGCUUAUUGGAUGGGUUUUAGCUCAGAGAGCAGGUUGCCUUGGUUGUACUAUGGCUAUCAUGAAGGAUGUCUUAAAGUAUCUUCCGGUUAUUGGUUGGUCAAUGUGGUUUUCUGAGUACAUCUUUGUCAAAAGGAAAUGGACUGAAGAUCAAAGCAUCCUAAAGUCAGGCUACGAGAAAUUGAAGGAUUUUCCUUUUCCCUUUUGGUUGGGCCUCUUUGUUGAAGGAACUCGCUUCACACACCCAAAACUGUUAGAUGCUCAGCAGUUUGCUAUUUCAAAAGGAUUAGCUGUCCCCAGACACGUUUUGCUUCCUCGUACAAAGGGUCUUAUUCUAGCUGUAAAUCAUUUGCGUUCAUUGGUUCCAGCAGUAUAUGAUGUUACCUUCACUGUAGCAAGAGAUAAUUCCCCGCCUUCAUUGCUAACUUUACUAAAGGGCAAAUCUUCUGUGGUAAAAGUGCAAGUUAAGCGGCAUUUGAUGCUUGAAUUGCCCGAAACAAGCGAUGAUAUUGCACAGUGGUGUACAAACUUGUUUGUGGCCAAGGUGAGGAGACUAGGAGCUAUAGUUAGAACCAACAAAAUUAGAAGCACCCUAAAAUAAUGACAACUUUGACAAGAAAGAAUGGGGAGAGGGUAUUCUGCUGGCUCGUAAAAUGAGUAUCAGUCUGCAUUCUAAUUUCUUCUUAUUUUAGGAAGGUAAGAAAUUAUGAAUCUCACUAGGGAAAGGGAGUGAAGGGGAAGUAUAUCCACAAGUGAACAUGGGAGGUUAAUCCCCAGGGGUACGGCUACAAGGUGGCGGAAGAGAUCUUCUCAUUUGAAAUUUUGGAUAGAGUUAAAAUUAUUCUAUCUCUCACGAUUUACACCGUAAAAUUAGGUAAAUAGGUUUAGGCAUAAGCUAGCUUCACACUUAACCAUUAAUAGUAUAGCGAAUAAUGUUGCUGAUUUUAUAUUGCCACUCUUCUCAAAUCACUUCUUUGGCUUUAAAUUGCAUCCAUUUUGGAAGGAUGUGAAAAGUAAUAUAACAUGAAACAUAAUUACUCAUAGAUUGGAACACAAUAUGAUACUGUUUUUCAACUGUUCUCCUGGAAACCAUGCUCUAAAAACAUUUUAUUUGAGUUGCAUACUUGUGAAUUUUCAUUGAAACAAAUAUUUAACUUAAAUAAUUCUUAUCAAGAAAUUUUCCAAAAUAGAAAAGAUAACUAGAAUAUCCUCAGUUGAUUAUUGUGAGGCUGUUUGAUGUGAAUCUUGUGUCCUUUGAACUCCACCACCAGGAUGCAUUUUUGGAUAAUUACUUUUCAGGUGGAAGUUUUGGCAACGAGGAAAUUCAAGAUCUUGGUCGACCAAUGCAAUCAUUAACUGUGAUGAUUGUUUGGUCGUGUUUGGUUAGCAUGGGUGCUUUCGGAUUCUUGUUAUGGACCAUCCUUUUCUCAACUUGGCAAGGAAUAUUAGUAUCAGCUGUGUUUCUGCUACUUGUUAUAGUCACCAUGCAGAUCCUCAUUCUGUUCUCACAGUCCGAGCCUAAUAUUGAUUCUAUGCCUAUCACGAUACUGCCACAAGAUCCAAUGAAAGAGAUUCUUCUUCAAAGUUGAACAGAUUAUUCAGAACAAAGAUUGAAAAGUUGGCCAUUCAUUUAUAUUGGUUUAUUUUUUUGUUCAAACAAAUUAUUUUUAGGCUUCACCAUCUUAUUGUUGUACACUCUCUCUAAAGUUCUUGUUCGGAUGGUGACUGUUUAAAAAAAAAAAAAAAAAGUCAAAUCAUGAAGAACUUCUCAAGACGAAAGCUAGUGUUAAUAUAAAACACUGAGAAAUACACAUAUGUAUACAAUACGGAGUAGUUGGUAAAGUUCUUAAUUUGUAUAAGCUGUUUGAAGAGUUGUAUAGGUUGAUCAAGUAUUGCUUAAGACCUUAAUGCAUUUUCUUGUGUUCUUAAUUAAUUUAUUACGUUGUGUUGUUACGGCUUUUGAAGUUUGAAAAAGAAAUCUUUUAAUUCUUACUUCGUUUUAUCAGUGGCGGACCCAAUUAAGUGACAUGGGGGACAG
This is a messenger RNA of Chenopodium quinoa (quinoa), 2422 nucleotides long. RefSeq names its product 1-acyl-sn-glycerol-3-phosphate acyltransferase PLS1-like. Gene Ontology annotation, cellular component: endomembrane system. The transcript has 10 exons. Gene Ontology annotation, molecular function: 1-acylglycerol-3-phosphate O-acyltransferase activity. Lineage: Eukaryota; Viridiplantae; Streptophyta; Magnoliopsida; Caryophyllales; Amaranthaceae. The record is from RefSeq and is a predicted model, not a curated record. The coding region runs from base 95 to 985 and encodes 296 amino acids.